AUGAGCUUGCGUCGACCUUUUUUCCAUCUUCGAAGAAACAUCUGCUCCUCAUCGAUUCUUAAAGCGAAAAGGUCCAGGAAAACCACUGCUUUGCCCAUCCCUUUUGAAACAUUCAGAGGAGAGGAAACAGAUUUGGGCGAGGGCAUAUUCCACUUCAAUGUGGACUGGUCUUCUUUCAUGGAUAAUGACCUUCCCCGGCGCCUGCGCCUGACCUCCCACGUUAACGUCAAAUCCUUGAUAUUGGGUUCCAAUCUGUUCAAUUUCGCUGCUGCGGAUUGGGAUGAACUACCAACGGAGUUGCAGGCUGCCUUACAGCAUGUCAUCCGCCACCCUACCUUGGAAGAGCUCACCAUUUUAAAUUUCAAGAACUUACCAGCCACUCUAUUAAGUGCCGCUAGAUGCACAACGCUAUCGAUACACAAAGCCAAAUUCCGUAAAAGCAAGUUCCACGAGCGCAAAAAUACUCCCCCUAAUAUCGUAACCCGCAUAAAGUCCUUCGACUUUGGCCUCACCCCACUUUCCAGUAUUCGGGCCCUCGUACGCGACAGAACAUCAACGGAUUCCCCCGCCGUAGACUUUUCAAGUCUACAUUCACUGAAUAGCAUCAGCCUGUGCCUUGCGGACGAGGUUGCCGCAUUCAAAGAGGUGAUGAAAGUCUCACCAAACUUAAAAUAUCUUCAAUGCGAAGUCGACAGAGAGGUCCCCUCGUCUUUGGCGGCGUGUCGCUCAUUGAAAACCUUAGUACCUCUCUUCGAAAUUGGGAACGAAUCACAGGAUCCACUGCUUGGUCUUCCAGAUGUGCUAUCCGAGAUGUCGGCAGACAAUGUACUUGAAGAAUUGUUAAUCCAUGCCUAUGUCCAGUGCUACACCUCUUGCCGAACCGAUGCGAUAUGGGGGAGACUUGAUGAUGUCCUAUCGCGGUCCGCCUUUCAAUCCCUUCACCGUGUAUCCCUCAAAAUUAUUGUCUGGGUUGACGAUUUAUUUUUUCGCGCCGAGGAACUUGAGGAACGUCAAUUAGGGGAACGUCAUCGGAAGGCAUUGAAGGAGGAGCUAGAGAAAAUUGGAGAUUCACAAUUCACCUGGCUAAAAAGUCAUGUGAAGUUUGAUUUCUCUGUGAGAACAAUCACGCAUCUUCAGCGGGAGACCGACCCGGAAAUACAAAGAUACUUGGAGUCGGAUCUUCUGUGA
Molecule: messenger RNA, 1188 nt
Organism: Laccaria bicolor S238N-H82
Lineage: Eukaryota; Fungi; Basidiomycota; Agaricomycetes; Agaricales; Hydnangiaceae
Exons: 2
Coding region: 1-1188 (395 amino acids)
Source: RefSeq, a predicted model, not a curated record